CUGACCGACAAAAAGCGAGUAUUUCUCACUAUCUUUCCACUGGAAUUUGAAAGGUUGUUACCUCACCACAAUAUCAAGCGCACAAUGAAGGUCCUCUUUACAGUCUUCGCACUUGUUGCCAUUCUAGCCGCUUGGGUCGUCGCUAGUAGACUGGGCCACAACAACUCUUCAACACUGUCGACAUCAUACAUUCCACCUUACAACAACAUCGGCCAACACCUCGCUACUUUUCAAAAGCAUCAAACGUCAGGACGAUGUUACUAUUUCAUCAACACAUUCACAAGAGAAAGCUGUUCCUGCGGGUGUAAUUGCCCUCGCAGUAUUGAUUGGAGUGGCUUUCUUGGGUUGUUUAGGUGCGUUCAUAGCUCGAUGCUCUACGUGGCGGAGCCAUUUGAUGCAAAGAGACGCUGGACAUACAUGGGAAGGAAGGGAAGGAAGGGAAGGGCUGGUUGCAGGAAUGUAGAUGCAGUGAGGCUCGAGGGAUGUUGGAUGUUCGGUAUUGGAUGGUAGAUAGGAACCGUGCUGUCAGAAUUACUGAUACUGGAUUGUUUGUUACGGAAUGCUCUUCAA
Mollisia scopiformis is the source of this 570-nucleotide messenger RNA. RefSeq lists its product as uncharacterized. Bases 85 to 510 code for a protein of 141 amino acids. Lineage: Eukaryota; Fungi; Ascomycota; Leotiomycetes; Helotiales; Mollisiaceae. The record is from RefSeq and is a predicted model, not a curated record. The transcript has a single exon.